AUGACAAGAAGAAGCUGGAAUUGGAAAGAAGGAUCUUCUUUGAUCGGCAAACUAGGCUUCGCAUCAUUAGUGGUUCCACUGGGUCGCCUCUUCACGCGAAAUUUGCAACGAGCCGGCCGACUUCUCUCCGAAGACCAGCCAUCGACCAGACGACUAAUGCCAGUGUCUGCCCUGAUGGAUUGCCAGUGGUGGCUAGAAAACUUGGAGAAACCCGGACGAAUAUUUCAAGAAGAACCCUCAAUUUUUCUUUCUACAGACGCGUCAGAUCUGGGUUGGGGCAUUCAAAUCAACGGAAAAACUCUAGAAGGCUUAUGGACUCCAGCUCAGAAGCUAUGGCACGUCAAUCGCAAGGAACUUCACACCGUCCUAAUAGCAUUGGAGUGUUGUCAAACAACCAUUGCCACGAAAACGGUAAUGUUACAAGCAGACAAUCGAACGGUGAUAUCCUAUCUGAGGAAUCAAGGAGGGACGAAAUCGCUGACGUUGUUAGAUCUAACGAAAAAGAGAUUAAUGCUUGCUCAAGAGUUGAGAGUGACGUUAGUUCCGUUUUACAUCCCGGGUCGCUACAAUGUCAUAGCGGAUUGCCUGUCGAGGAACAAGAGUUUGCCAGAUUGGCAUCUCAGUCAAACUGUGACAACUCGGGUGUUUAUGAAAUGGGGCAUCCCACAAAUAGAUCUAUUUGCGACAUACCAGUCGAAAGUGGUACCGGUUUAUGCAACGAUGGAUGCAAGGGACGAUCAGGCGUUAUUUGUGAAUGCUUUCAGCAGGAUAUGGGACUACGAGCUGGCCUGGGUGUUCCCGCCUCCUCCUCUGGUACCAAGAGUGCUGCAGCACUUGAACAGGGCAUCGGGGAUUUAUUUGCUUGUCGUUCCUCGGUGGGAGCAUGUAUUCUGGAGGGCAGAUGUGAGGAGCCGAGCAUUGGCGCCACCUUUUCGAAUAUGGAAUCUGGACCAACAUCUCACGGAUCUUUCGACAAACAGGACUCCACCGGAUGUAAACAAUCUUCAUUUGGAGGUUUGGAAGAUACGGGGUGGAGUAAAUUGA
Cydia fagiglandana is the source of this 1044-nucleotide messenger RNA. RefSeq lists its product as uncharacterized. The record is from RefSeq and is a predicted model, not a curated record. Gene Ontology annotation, molecular function: nucleic acid binding. The transcript has a single exon. The coding region runs from base 1 to 1044 and encodes 347 amino acids. NCBI's taxonomy places the organism in Eukaryota, Metazoa, Arthropoda, Insecta, Lepidoptera, Tortricidae.